This is a messenger RNA of Labrus mixtus (cuckoo wrasse), 1517 nucleotides long. RefSeq names its product bestrophin 4 (gene best4). The transcript is spliced from 10 exons. Gene Ontology annotation, molecular function: chloride channel activity. Lineage: Eukaryota; Metazoa; Chordata; Actinopteri; Labriformes; Labridae. The record is from RefSeq and is a predicted model, not a curated record. Bases 126 to 1517 code for a protein of 463 amino acids.
ACAGCACAACCGAGAGGUUUAAAUUCAGGACCAGAGGAAGAGCGUUUCUUUCUCAGGACAGCAGAGAGGAUUAGGUGAUACACCUGCGUUCACAGGAUUUAUCUUGGAUCAGAACAGACCAAGAGAUGACAGUUUCUUACAGUUUUGAAGUGGCUGAUGCCAAAUUUGGAGGCUUCUCUAAGCUUCUGUUCAGGUGGAAGGGAAGUAUCUACAAGCUGCUGUACAAAGAGCUGCUGGUGUUCUGUGGAGUGUAUCUGUUUUUCAGCAUGUUAUACAGGUUCAUCCUUACAGCGAGGCAGCAGGACCUGUUUGAGCGUGUUGUCCUUUACUGUGAUCAGUUCACCAACACCAACUUCAUCCCAGUUCUAUUUGUACUGGGUUUCUAUGUGACCCUGGCCUUUAACCGCUGGUGGGGUCAGUACACCAGCUUCCCGCUGCCUGAUAACCUGAUGAUGGUGGUGUCGGGAAACGUCCACGGGGCAGACGAGAAUGGCCGUCUGCUGAGAAGAACUCUCAUGAGAUAUGCUAACUUAUCCUCAGUUCUUAUUCUGCGCUCCAUCAGCACAAGAGUUCACAAGCGUUUCCCAACUUUGGAGCACUUAGUGGAGGCUGGCUUUAUUACGACACCCGAGCUGAAAAAGUACGAGUCUCUUCACUCGGAUUUCAACAAGUACUGGAUUCCGCUGACCUGGUUCUCCAACCUGGCAGCCAGAGCGAGAGAGGAGGGUCGAGUAAGGGACGACAUCGCUCUGAGACUGCUAAUGGAUGAGCUGAACAAAUACAGAGCCAAGUGCAGCCUCUUGUUCCACUAUGACUGGAUAAGCAUCCCUCUGGUCUACACUCAGGUAGUUACGUUAGCAGUUUACUCUUUUUUUGCCUUCUGUGUGAUUGGUCGCCAAUUUCUGAACCCUGAGAAGGGAUACAAGGAUCACAAGCUGGACCUGUACGUACCAGUUUUCACCGUGCUGCAGUUCUUCUUCUACACUGGCUGGCUCAAAGUGGGGGAGCUGAUCAUCAAUCCAUUUGGCGAGGACGACGAUGACUUUGAAACCAACCAGCUGAUCGACAGAAACAUUCAGGUUUCAAUGCUGGCUGUAGAUGAGAUGUACCAGAACCUGGCUCCAAUCGUUAAAGACAAGCACUGGGCACAGAGUAAUUUCUCCAUCCCCUACACUCUGUCAACAGCAGCAGAGACUCUCAACCCCACAUUCAAAGGUUCCACCUUUGACAUGAGGAUGAGUGCAGAGGAUCUUGAGGUUCACCAGCCUUCAGACACUUCUGGAAAGAAACAGUUUUUAUCUCUUAACGGCUCUCUGGGUGAUGGUCUCAACAGUCUUCUACAGAGAGGCAGAGGAAUCCUGCAAGGUGGGAGCCUCCCAUCUCUGACUGACGUCUCAUUGCACACACGUGAGGAAGAUGAUGAUGAUGAGGCUCCAACUGAGAGUAACGCUGAAGCCAACAAACACCAAGAACAAGAAAAGCCAUUGAUUAACGUCGUGGUGGAACAAAACCUGUGA